AGCGCGCGCCGCCCCCUUCCCCUUCCUCCCUCGACGGGCCUCCUCCAUCGGUGAGAGUGCGUUGCCUGGUUACCGGGCGGGGAAUGGGGGACUCGGCGCGCGGCGAGCCUGAGGAAGAAGAAGGAGAGGACGAGGAGGAGGAGGAGGAAGAGGAGGAGGAGGAGGUUGGAAGGAAUGGGGACGGGGAGUCGGCGCCCGGCGGAGGGCGAAAAGGCCGCGGCGGGCGCAAGGCGAGGGGGAGGCCGCGGCUGACGGAGUCCGACCGGGUGCGGCGCCGCCUCGAGUCGCGCAAGAAGUACGACGUGCGGCGGGUCUACCUGGGCGAGUCGCACGGGCCCUGGGUGGACCUCCGGCAGCGGAGCGGAUGGAGCGACGCCAAGCUGGCCGCCUAUUUGCUGGAGCUGGAGCGGGAGCAGCGGGCCGGGCGCCGAGGGAAACCAUGGGAACAGAUGCCAUAUGAGCCACAGCGAAAGAAAAGAAGAAGGCGGAAUGUGAACUGCCUUAAAAACACUGUGAUCUGGUAUGAAGACCAUAAGAACCGCUGCCCCUACGAGCCCCACCUCUCAGAGUUGGACCCCACCUUUGGGAUGUACACUACAGCUGUGUGGCAAUGCGAAGCAGGACACCGCUAUUUCCAGGACCUCCACUCCCCCCUUAAGCCCCUCAGCGAUUCUGAGAAUGAGUGUGACAAUGUUGCCAAUGGGACAGCGGCUGGAAGCUCCGAUUCGUCAGAGGACAGCUCCGGUUCUGACGCAGAGGAACAACAUGAGAGCCAUAAGAUCCAGACCCAGCAGCCAUUGGCACCACCAGCAAAUACUGAAGGCGGGAGUGCCAGUGGGCUCAUUACUCAGGACGGUAUCCACAUUCCCUUUGAGCACCAUAUUGAGAACCUGACGGCAGAACAGGGUGCUAAUGGGGACCACAAUUCACCCCUGAAUGGCCCAGAAACCAUGGAAACUGUGGUAUGCGUGCCAGUGCCCAUGCAGAUGAGCUCAGGCCAUGGGACUCUGUUCGAGAAUGUUACACAAGAGACUCUUGGUGAGGUGGUGGCUAACUGCCCUGUGCAGGGCAUGGUGCAAGGCUCACAGGUCAUCAUCAUUGCUGGGCCUGGCUACGAUGCCCUCACGGCCGAGGGAAUCCAGCUGAAUGUCACCAGCACAGGAGGAGAGGAGCUGCCUUGUGCCAUGAUUGAGGGUGUAGCAGCUUAUACUCAGGCAGAGCCUGAGAGUGGACAGCCCAGUAGCAUGGAGAACAUGGAAUACAUUGAAAUCAAAAAAGAAAAUGAGGAGCUCUUUGAACUCAAAAAAGAGGAACCGCAGCCCCCAACAGAAAUAGAGACACCCUGUGACCCAGAGGCAUGCCAUGACAAUGAGGAGCUGGAACAAGAGCCUGAGCCUGAAGAUGAAACUGAGGGCAGCAACAUGUCAUCCAUUAUCUAUGAGAUUCCCAAGGAACCUGAAAAGAGAAGACGGAGCAAAAGAGGCCGAGUGAUGGAUGCAGAUGGCAUGUUGGAGAUGUUCCAUUGUCCCUAUGAGGGAUGCACCCAGGUCUAUGUAGCACUUAGUAGUUUCCAGAAUCAUGUCAACCUUGUUCAUCGGAAAGGAAAGACGAAGGUGUGCCCCCACCCUGGUUGUGGCAAGAAGUUCUAUCUGUCCAAUCAUCUCCGGAGGCACAUGAUAAUUCAUUCAGGAGUCCGUGAGUUUACCUGUGAGACCUGUGGGAAAUCCUUCAAGCGGAAAAACCACCUGGAAGUCCAUCGACGAACCCACACAGGAGAGACGCCUCUUCAGUGUGAGAUCUGUGGCUACCAGUGCCGGCAGCGGGCCUCUCUCAACUGGCAUAUGAAGAAGCAUACCUCAGAAGUACAGUACAACUUCACUUGUGAACACUGUGGAAAGCGCUUUGAGAAGCUAGACAGUGUCAAGUUCCACAAACUAAAGAGCCAUCCGGACCAGAAGGCUACCUGAUCCUGACUGUGGACCACUUUAUUUAUUGCCCCACGGUGGAUCCCAAAUCAGCUGAGGACACUUUGUUGCACAUACACAGCUGGAGAUGUGAUGUGUUCUACCUGGUGCAGAAGGAUCCACCCCACAGUGUUAACAUGGGGCAGCUUUCAAAAAACAAAUGUUGAGAGACUUCAAAAGGUUUUAGUUCUGAUGUGCAGCUGUCAGUGUUCUCAGGUACUAGGGGCAGGGGAGAGUUCAAACAGCAUCAGGUCAAUUCAUAUAGUAACUGGAGAUUGUGGUGCUAUAACUAUCUUGUCUGGGCCAGGGCUGGGGGACAGAUGGACACAGAAACAAUAGGGAAAGAGAAUAUUAGCCAAUUAAAAUAUAAAUACUUUGUUA
Molecule: messenger RNA, 2345 nt
Organism: Anolis sagrei ordinatus
Lineage: Eukaryota; Metazoa; Chordata; Lepidosauria; Squamata; Anolidae
Source: RefSeq, a predicted model, not a curated record